Messenger RNA from Porites evermanni, 3559 nucleotides. NCBI's taxonomy places the organism in Eukaryota, Metazoa, Cnidaria, Anthozoa, Scleractinia, Poritidae. The record is from the annotation of a GenBank genome assembly.
AUGGCGAGUUGCUUUUCUGAAGUCGGCAACCCUUACAAGGUGCUUGGCGUUGCAGCAAACUGCACACACGAGGAAGUCAAAAGAGCUUACCAAAAACUUGUGCUCAAGGUUCGAUAACUAACCUUAUUUUCUACAACUGGUUACAAAGGUUGAGACACCUUUCAGAGUUGUCCUUUUUUAAAAGUUAAGCUUAAAACUUUUGUUAUUUACCAGUUUAUAUGCAAGAACCUCUUUAGGCGAAUUUGCGUAAAUGCAGGUUCUUACCCGCAGGUUUUUGUUAUAUUUAUUUCAAAAGGCUAGUAGCACAUGUAUGCGCUUGGAAUUCUUUAUGAAGUCCGGUGCCACAGCAUUACCAAGUUAAGAUGAUGCCAUAUUGUAUUGACUAUCCUAGACCUGUGAUGGAUUAGGAGACAUCUGUCUUGGCGAUUGUUUAUCCUGCUUUCUUGGUUCUCUCCAAGCAAUUGUGGAAUCUUACUUGAAAAACUGCUCCCACAGUCCAGCAGUUGUGUUCUAUUAUUACUCUAAGAGAGUAAAACGAGUGUUCCUGCAGUCUUCCACUACUGCAGUUGCCGAAAAGUGAAUAUUAAGUGGGUAUUCAACUGGUGCGACCGCAGCCCUGCACUCCCACAGUUGAUGUCAAGUAACUAGUGUGCUUAUGGAACAAAGUAUACUGGUGCUCCCAAAGUCCCACAGUCAAUGUCAGAAUUAGCCUGCAGUGCAGGCGUAUUUUGGGUGAGCGAAACCUCGUUCGCACUCGUAAUUGUUGUAGCCGCCAUCUUUGAUUUUAUGACAGUGGAAGAUUGGGAAGAGUAGAAAUAGUAACCCUUACGGUAGGUGCGAAGGUGAAAGAAGGAAAGGGGGGAGGGGAGGGGAGAAAAAAUACGGCGUUUUCUCUUCCCUCUCCCCGCCCCCUCCCACUCCCUUUGACUUGCCUCAUCUCCCCCUCUCUUUGUGAAGUAUCAACAUGGCACUUUCGCGAGCAAAUUGCGUGCUCAAAGGAAACGCCUGCACUGCAGGCUAUGUCAGAAUUAAUUAAGCAAAUUGGCUGACUGCUGGAGCAUUUUUUUAAAGUGACAUGUAGAUAUUUAGUGGGCUGGGUAGUAUGCAAUCUAGCCAAUCUCUCUAUAAAUGUCAAGAAUCAGCAUUCAGACCCCCCCCCCCCCCCCCCCCCCCCCCUCUACACCCCCCUUUGUCGGGUUUUUUUUCACUGGCCCCCCCGCGGGCGGGAAGAAGAAUUUUUUUUUUUUUUUUUUUUCUCAUUAUAGUUUGUGUGAGAUUAUCAAAAAGAAACGAGUGUAGGCAGGAGAAAAAAAAUAGUCGUCUAUCUAAAGUGAUGUCAGAUGCUCGCUUAAACUGGAGACUUUCCGUAAAGAAACACUCACCGCUGACAACCGUUCGUUAAAGUUAGUUUUGCCACCGGGUCGCCGGGAGAAUGACAUAAUAACACGUUUCACGUUGGCAUGAGCCUUUCUUAUCUUCCGCUUAAGUUGCUUCUGCUUGAAAUUCAUUGGCAAUUUCUUUCACUUCGUCGUUGCUUGCUAUUUUUUGCAUCUUUACCCCCGUUUUUGUAGUACAACACAGGCCUUUUGCGAGCACAAAGGGGGUGACAAAAGAAACCCCCGGCAUGAGGGGUUUUUUUAAAUAAUUUAAAAAAAUUGGUGGGGUGUGGGGGAUUUUUUUUUAAGUGGAAUUUAGUAAUUUGGGGGGGGGGGGGGAUUGAAACCUACCCAACUCUUUUUAAAAUUUAAAAAAAAACACUUCAACCCCCCCCCCCCCCCCCCCAUCUCUCAUUGACCAUCCCUGUUGGUUGGUUUUAUAACCUGUGGCCACUGAGGCAAGGCAAUGGAAUUUUAUUUUUUUAGUUUCACCCUGAUAAGCUUGAUGAGUCAUUAACAGAGGAAGAUCGUGACAAGGCUAAGGAAACGUUCUUGGCCAUUGACAAGGCAUGGAAACUUUUAAGUGACAAUGAAACAAGAGAAAAUUGUGACAGACAGUUGAAAGGUACAUGUGAAUAGUAUUAAAAAUGAUAUAAUUGACACUACACUGUACGAUGUGAAGUAUAUAUGAAAUAAUUCAUUUCUGAACUGCGGUUGUAGAUGAAAGUGAAGAAUGAUCAUCGCAGUAAAUUUUCCAAUUGAAGCAAUUGGAAAGAAGAAGCCUGAAAAAAAUCAGGGCUUCAACGGGAUUAAAGCCCGUGACCUCUGCGUUACCGGUGCGUUGCUCUACCAACUGAGCUAUGAAGCCACACAUUGGGAGCGAGGUCAAUUUAUUGAGGCUUCUUUCCAAUUGCUUAAAUUGGAAAAUUUACUGCGAUGAUCAUUCUUCACUUUCAACUACACUGUACGUGCAUGGUUGAUUUCUAUUUUGACAUCUGUAUACAGGCAUGGCUUAUGCAACCUCAUAAUAUCCACUUUUUUGUAUUUGUGUGAUAAAGGCUUCACAUGAUAUCGUUACUUGUAAUAAUUGCUGUAAGUGUUUUUAUGUUGUUUUCAUUCCCUUUGAUUAUCGCAUAUAGAGCAGAGUUUAUCACAAGAUUGGCCGGUCAGUGCAGAGGUUGAUCUUGAUGACAUGGAAUUUCAUGAAGGUAAAGUGACCAAUAUACAGUACACAGUGGGGUAAUUAAGAUAAAUAAGGCUAUCAGAGGGUAGGUCUCUCAUUGUACACUAUACCUGGCAACUAGCAAUCCAGCAUUGUCUUUUUUUUUUUAUCCCCCCCCCCCCCCCCCUCCAGGUGGCAACCUGAGGAAAGGGGGGAGGUACAUAAAUGACACUGGUAGAUGAACUUAUUUUUGCAAUUUUUUUCUUUAGAAACCUUUUCAUGUGUUUUUUAUUUUUUUUUUUCCUUUUUUUUUUUUCUUAUAAGGAAAGGUUUUUCACAAAAUUGGCGGGGAGGGGCAGGGGGUGAUUUUGAGAGCAAGGAAUUUUAAAAAGGUAAAGGACCAAAAAAAAAUAAAACAGGGGGGGAAUUAAAAAAAAAAAGGCCAUAAAAGGGGAGGUUUUUUUUUUUAAACAUUACCUGGCAAAUAGCAAUCCCCCAUUUUUUUUUUUUUUUUAUCCCCCCCCCCCCCACUCCUCCAGGUGGCAAACUGAGGAAAGUGGUGAGGUACAUCAAUGACACUGGUAGAUGAACGUUAUUUUGCAAUUAUUUGACUUAGAGACCCUGUCAUGUGAUUUUUAGCAAUGCAAAGAUUCUUUCAGUGAUUCCUCUGAUAUGAUGAAAAGUAUAGCUUAAGCAUUCUUGGUUUAUUUUUAGGUGGAGAAAAUGCAGAAAUCUCGUUUUAAGGUGUAAAAGUUGAAAAUAAUUAAUUUCUUCAAGGCAUCAAAACCACUGAUAUAUCCUGCACUUAAUCUUUUUCAAUAUUCACUUUUCAGAUUUACAGAGUUACUCAAGCCAAUGUCGUUGCAGUGGAGAGUACUUGAUUACUGAAAGUGAUCUGGAAAAUGGACAUAACAUUGUAUGUUGUUCAGAUUGUACCUUGAGUAUCAGAGUUCUAUACAGUGUACUACAAGAUGAUGUAAAUGAUGAGGACCAGAAAAGCAGUGCUUUGGAAAAUAGCUGA